AUGGCGAGCUCUGCAGGCGUGCAGCUGUCCUUGUCACCACUGAUCCGAAAACUCCGACAUCAGCUGGCUGAGAUUCGGGAACGAGCUCUUAAGAGUAUUUUAUGUAAAUUAGAUCAUAAUUUGAUUACUUAUGUUGAUUUGGUUCAAGAAAAGCUGCUAUUUCUGAGUCUUCUGGAAUGGUUCAACUUUCCUGUAGUACCAAUGAAGGAAGAAGUACUUAAUUUAGUGAGCAUCUUAGUAAAGCACCCAUCUGCUGUGCAGCAGUUGGUUGGGAUUGGGGCAGUGGAGUUCUUCUCCCAACUUCGUCGAAGUGUGGACCCAGAUCUACAGACUGUGAUUGAUGGGAUUCUGGAUGGACUGUUCCAGCUCCCUUCUGAUGUCUGUUCUGAUUACCAGGCAAUGGCGGAUCAAGAUCAGACUUUGCACCAGAUGGCUACUCCUGUGAAGCAUGGAGUGAAGUGUUUGAAAUUUUCUACGUUUCCUUGGAUACAGCUGACAACAACAGAUAGACAUGUCCUGUCAUCAAAUGAAAGUUCACUGAGAAGCAGUAACCCCAGAUUAAUUUGGAGCACAUGUGAGCUUCUUCAAGAUGUUAUCAUGCAAGACUUCCCUGCAGAGAUCUUCCUUCAACGACCAAAGAUUGUUCAGAAUCUUUUCUCUUUGCUAAUGCUGCCUUUUGGAAGAGAUGGACAGUACCGUUUGGCUUUACAGGCAGUCUCAUGUCUGCAGCAGUUGUGUGUCUUCUUAAGGAAUAGACUGAACUUCCAUAGAGAUCCAAGUUUUGUCUCAAGUGAAACCGGUACGGUCUCCCAGAAUUCCUCAAUGUCAUACUCUCAAGAAGCCAGACAGUUCUCUCAGUCUCAGAAUCCAUCUCCUGGAAGUAGCAGCCCUCGACCAUCUGUGAUAGGGCGUACAGGUCAGCGCCCCAGAGGUGAUGGUCAAGACUGGGAUGCAGCAUCUUCCAGUGGAAGCAGUGCUCAUGCAAAUGCCAACUCCAGAGUAGUUUAUUCACCUUUAGAUAUGGGCUAUAUGGACCUGCCAGAACUGGAAAAUGAAAACUCUUUGGAAUUACAAUUCCAACAGCUUAGUCUUCCUCAGUUCAGUGUGGCUAUCUUGGAAUAUGCUGUACCUCUUCUAAGAAUAGGUAGCAAGAGAAUGAUCAUGCAGGUCCUCGAGUUGCUUGCUGAAGACCUACUGCUUAUUGUGGAUGCUGUAUCAGAAAACGUUUGGGAAGAAAGCAGUCUCUUUGGGCUAGAACUUAAAGAAAAGCUGCUUAGAGUCCUGGAUUCAUUGGGUGAAACCAUUUCUUACCACCAAAGUAAUGUGGGCUCAGGGGCAGCAGAUGCUCUUAUAUUACACCACAGAAUGAUGUUUAUUAGUGUUUCACUUUUCACAGUUCGACUGCUGCAAGUGCUUCUCCCUGUGGAAAAGGCCAGCAAAGUUUUACCAGAAAGUUUACUGGAUGCUUUAUUUGUCCUUUCUGUGGACAUGGCUUUCUGUCUGGAAUAUCCAAGUAUUCACAGCUCAGUCACAGCCUAUUUGGAACAAAUGAAUUCAGAGAACUACAGAACUUAUAAGCAAACUUCAGAGGUUGUCUAUUCAAUUGAAUGUACCUGUAACUUUAUGCUGGAUGUUGACAAAGAGGGAGAAAAGAAUCUUUUUGAUUUAUUGGAGCUGGCAGAACAAGCCCUUAAAAGUCUUCCUUAUCAUCAGUACUUUCCCCUUCUCCAGAAAUUUAUCAAAAUUUGCUCAAAUGUAUGGAAGUCUGCUCAGGCUAGCCCAUUCCUGCGUUCUGAGAGUCAGAAGCUGCUCCUUCAUCUGUUGUCCCAUCCUGUGCUGAAUGUAAGAAGCAAAACCUAUAGCUGCUGUCUUGAAAUGGUUAAGGAAUGCUUAGGCAUUCAUAAUAUUGCUAAACCUACAUCUUCAGUCUGCCAUGAAAUACAUUUCUUGCUUCAUCCCAAAGUUCUCUAUGAAAUCUGUAGUUUUGGCCUUCAAGACUCUCAACAUGAGGUAUCCUCAGCUGCCACAUUUAUGCUGAUGUAUCUUCUUCAGGGCCGAUUGAUGAUGGCACCAAUGACCUGGAACAAGUUUAUUGAGGCCCUCUAUCCUGUUGUUCCAAUUCUUCAGGGUUAUGCAGACACAGAAGAACCUCUGGGUAAAUGCAUCCUUGCCCUGAGUGAAACAAAUGAUGAAAAAGAAGCUAUUUUCCCAAGAACUACUCGGCUUAGGGCUGCCCUUCGUCUUCUAUUCUCAAAAAAGCCACUAGUUCGUUCCAUGGCACUAAAACACAUCAUGUUCCAUCUUACGGUUGAAGAAGGGGCUAACCUGAAGCGCCCACUGUUGAAUGGUGGUGUCCUCUCCAGUGUUCCUAAUCUACUUAUUGUGGAAAAACCUAUUCAGCUGAAGUUGGAUGAAGCUAAAGAGUCAGUGUUUAAGGUUGAGACUAUUGAAAAGCUGUAUGAUAUCUUUAUCUCGGGUACUAUUGAUCUAGCUUUGAGGAAGUCUGCUGCUGAACAGUUAGCUGUAAUUAUGCAAGAUACAAAAAUGCAUGAGACCAUUAAAAAGAUGGGUGUCAUAGACAGAAUACUUGGUUAUUGUGCUGAAUGCAUUCACCGUGAUGGCAGGAUCAUGGACUGUAUGGUAUUGCCAUGUCUUACACUCUUAAGGAAGUUUGUAUAUGCAGAUCCAGUUAAACGGCUGUCAUUGGCCUAUCAACCGUAUGUCUUGCUCAUGUUAUUUCGAGUUUCUUUAAUAUUCCAAGAACAUGAUGCUGUGGUGAAUGAAGUAGCGGUGUUACUUUGCCUUCUACUGUUCGAUGAAGCAGCAAGGAAAGAGAUGUGGGCUGAUGCAGUGUCCUGUGAUUCUUCUAGCACUCUCCCUUUUAGUUUGCCUGUUGCAAUUGUGAGACGAUAUCAUCUACCUGUAAGAAUUGCUGCUCAUCAUGCAGUGAGUCCUAACUCAGUGGUGUUACCAUUUUCUUGUGAACUCUGGUCCUUGAAACCUGUGUCGGACAUGCUUAAAAUGGCUUGGAAUCUGUCUUGGUUUCACAGUAUUGAUAACAUACUACAACUAAUAAAUUAUGAUUCAGGAAGCCAUGAAUUUCUAGACACAUUAAAACUGUCUUCAGCGGAUAUCAUGACACUGAAGAUAACACACACAAGCAGUGGACUGCAAGAUUGUCUUAAUUCAAUCAUUCAAGCAGUGUCCCACAGGGAAGUUAGGACUGCUGUCACUAGGAUGAAUUUUUAUGUUCUAAAUGACAGGCUGGCAUUAAUGUGCAGCAGUGGUCCUUGUGGGGCCACUUUGAAGUCUUUGGCUUGGCAAACAGCAUUAAGCAGGUUUCUUCAGGUGCUUCCGACUUCUUCAGAAGAUGAAAAACUCCUGGCUGAUGUCUUAUGUUUUCUAAACAAGUUACUAAAGGAGCAGCAAAAUACUUUGGAUGUUGAACACUUAAAGUGGAUUAUGGAUGUAGCGCUGAAGCAUAAUCCAGACUCUCUACUAGAUCUGGUUGUGCAGCCAGAAUCCCAGGCACAAGAUGAAAUGGAUGACACAAAGAGUGCUGUCAGACGACAACUGCAGAAAGAAUUGAUUACUUUCUUUAAUACACUUCUGCUCAGCUUCAUAUCAGUUACUGACAGGAAAGAGCUAGAACUUGCUGGCUAUGUCCGAACAGAACUGGCCUUGAAACUUAUGCAGUAUUUACGCAUAACAGAUGCUCCUCACUUCUAUGGAUUGCCCUCUUUGGAAAGGACUCUAAGAGGAAUGGUUCAUGUCACUGCUGUUCCAGGCUGGAGUUCCUACUCAGUUACAAUGGAGCCAUUUGCAAUUUGUAAGAAAUACUUAGCCGGGCUUCUUGAGGUCAUCUCUUCUUUUUAUGUUGAAUGGAGAGGAAAUGCCAUGUCCUUCAUGGGAAAAGGUGUCACUAAGUGUACUAUUAUUUGUUUGCUUCACUUGACCCACGAAAUGAUGAUUCAAGCUCCAAAUGUGGACUGGGUAUCUCUCUGGUUCUUGCCAUGUGACAACAGUGAAGAACAAUUUACUUCUCCGCAAGGCCUAGCUUGGCUGAUUCCUUUAUGGGUGGAUAGAGAUCCAGAGGUAAAGUUCACCUCACUUGCGAUAGGAUCAGCACUCACAUCCCUUGAAGCUGGAUGUCUUGCUCUGGCUGAAAGCUGUCAGAAUAUUUCAGGAGGCUUAUGGGGAACUGUAAUCAACAUCCUUCUGGACCAGUCUGAGUGUAGCAUGGUCCGAAGAGAGGCUGCAUUUAUUCUUCAGAAUCUAUUGGUGAUCCCACUACCCACUGAAGAGGUUAAGGACUCCAUUUGGCAGGGACCUUGUGUGCAUGAUGAAGAAUCUGGUUUAUCUCUGACUGGAAAACCUGCCCUGCAGGCCCUGUUAUAUCAUUACCACUUUUACGAGCAUUUGAAUGAGAUGGUGAGACAGUGCUACCUAGGUCGAUAUACAUUUGACCUGAACUGUUCCUUGGGAGACAACCUGGCAGCAGAAAAAAAUAGUUUAAGUGAUUUUGAUGACUCCAUUAGCUCUUGGAGGCACCUAUCUAAUCAAAGCCGGUCUCCAAGUUCUCAGUCAACAUCUGAGACUAUGGUGAGUUCAAAGAUAGGCACAAGUGAAUUACAGCCUGAACUAGAGACACCAUCAGUUCUGCCACCAGCCAGUUCUGAGGUGGUGGUCCCUCAAGGAUGGCAGAGUGACACCACCACAACACCAUCCUCAAGUCCAUACGAUUCCACACGGUCCACCAUUAGACCUAAUCAGUGUGCUGUGGUCACACCCCCUCUUAUUUCAGCUGUGUGUGGCUUACUGGAUAACCUGCUGCUUGUCACUCCAAAAGACACUGGGAUUGUUCUUCUGCAAGCACAAACACUAACUGCUCUCAGUAGCCUUGUAAAUUCAAGCUUGAUAGAGAGAUGUAUCUUGGAAAUGAAAUCGCCUCUUCCUUGGACAUUUCAUAUGGAGUAUACAAAAAUUCAGGUUUUAUUUUUACUGCAGUUUAUCUCAUCAUUGUCCCAGCUCUUGCAGUCAUGCUUGUUGACAGACACUCAGCUUGUGAUGCAGGAUAAAUUAUUGACACCUCUCUUAACAAAUACCUUCAUGGUCCUUUCCAUUCGCUCAAAGGAUGGCUUAGAGCGUGAAUUAUCUGCUGCAGUUCACCAAGCCUGGGAAGACAUAUUCAGCCUUCUGGCUACGCUGUUAAGAAAAUGUGGACGUACUGCUCUCCCAUCUGUGACUGCAGCACUCGCAAAGCAUUGGAUUGCAGUAAUUGAUACAGUAUGUGAAUGUGUGCAUCAUUCUGGUGGUCACCCUGGCUUGUAUGUGGCCUGUUUGCAAUUCCUGGCCAUUCUCUUUUCUGAGGAAGGGAAGCGAAUGCUUCACAACAAAGAGAGUGCUUGCUACCACCCAACUGUGGUUUUCCUUCUAGAUGAAGAUGAAGGGAGUCGAACAUCUGUAGCCCAACUUUGUGAAUCAAUAAUUCAGAACUAUGAAAGGAAAUCCUCAAAAGACAUUUUGAAAUGCAUUGCUGCAAGUGCUUUACUUCCGCUUUUGGCCAUCAGUAAAAGUGCUCAGAAGUGUGCUUUAGAAGCCAGCCUUGUAGAAAGCUGCUUGGAGCAGAUGAAGCGCGUUCAUGCACAACUGAACCUAGAUUCCUUGAGGCCUGGAAAAGCAGUCCAGAGAAAAAAGGAUGAUCACCUCGGCAAAGAAUUAAAGCUUGUCAUGCAGCUCCUAAGAAACUGUUUCUUUCGAAAUGAAGGCUGCAAAGCAGCAGCCCUUGGAACUCACCUUAUCUCUGUUUUGCACUCUAUGUGGCCAUGGCUUUUAAUGGAUGAUUCGCUGAUGCAAACAACUCUGCAUUUACUUUGUGUCUACACUGCAAACUAUCCUUCAGGCUGUAGUCUCCUCUGUCUAGCAAGUGGUUGAUCUCCUCAUCAGGCAGCCCAGAGAACUGCUGCUGGAAAUUCACUAAUGCACAGCAUUGUGAAGUUAGCAACCCAAACCCCAACUGAAAACAGCGUAAUUCAACAGAUGACCUUUAAUCUUCUGGCUAACCUUGUUGUAGCUCAUGACUGCAAGGGCAUACUUCAGAAGAAUAACUUUCUACAGAACUUCUUGUCAUUACCAUUGCCAAAGGGAGGAAAUAAAAGCCUUGGUAUUCCUGCUGUUGCUUGGUUGAAACUCCUGUUGAACUUAUCAUUUGGAGAAGAUGGGCAGCAAAUUAUUGUGAAGAUGAAUGGAAGCUUAGAUCAACUUACAGAGAUGACCAAGUACAAACACAAAAGUAAUCCAUAUAUGGUCCUCCUGAUUCUGCACAACAUUUGCUUUAGCCCAGCCAACAAAGCCAAGAUACUUGCUAAUGAUAAAGUCAUUGCGGUGCUGUCUGCUUGCCUGGAAAGUGGUAGCCCUAUGGCCCAAAGAAUAGGGGCAUCUGCACUUUGGGCUUUGCUUCACAAUUACCAGAAGGCAAAAGUGACUUUGAAGAAUCCAUCAAUAAAGAGAAGAAUAGAUGAAACUUAUGCUUCAGUAAAGAAAACUGUUCUACAGAAUCAAGAAAGCCAGCAGGAUGUCUAUCACUUAAAAUGUCUGAAAACCCUAGUGCAGCUUCUCAGUAGUUGA
Gekko japonicus is the source of this 6627-nucleotide messenger RNA. RefSeq names its product rotatin (gene RTTN). Gene Ontology annotation, biological process: centriole-centriole cohesion; ciliary basal body organization; centriole replication. Gene Ontology annotation, cellular component: ciliary basal body; centriole; centrosome. The record is from RefSeq and is a predicted model, not a curated record. NCBI's taxonomy places the organism in Eukaryota, Metazoa, Chordata, Lepidosauria, Squamata, Gekkonidae. The transcript has 51 exons.